AUGUCGGGGGCCGACCCGCUGGAGACACUGCGGGUGGAAGCGAGCUGCUCGGUUUGCCUGGAAUACCUGCAAGAUCCCGUCAUCAUCGAAUGCGGCCACAAUUUUUGCCGCCGCUGCAUCACUCGCUGGUGGGCGGAGCUGGCGCGUGAUUUCCCUUGUCCCGUCUGUCGGAAAACCUCUCGUCAUCGAGCUCUUCGACCCAACCGGCAACUCGGUAACAUGGUAGAAGCCGCCCGGCAGCUUCGCGGUGCCAAACGGAAAGCCAGGGAGGAGAGUCGCUGCCAAGCUCACGGCCAAGCUUUAGCCCGAUUCUGUCGUGACGAUCAAGCCCCCGUUUGCCUGCUCUGCGAGAUCUCCCACGCCCAUCGCGCCCACGCCCUCGUCCCCCUCGACGACGCAGCCCUCGAGUAUAAGGAGAAGCUGCAUCGGGAGCCGCUGGAGCGGAAGCUGGAGGCAGUUGCCGGCUGCCGAGCGCGGGAGGAGAAGAAACCGAGCGAGCUGAAGAGGAAGGUGGCUCUGCGGCGGGAACGCAUCGCCCGGGAGCGGCGCCUGCAGGCGACCCGGGCGCGGCUCGGGGAGCAGCGCCGGGUCCUGGCCGCCCUCGUGGCUGAGCUGGAGGAGAAGUGUCUGCAGUCGAGCGCCGAGAUGCUCAAGGACAUCAAGGACACCCUGGCCAGGUGUGAAGCAGCGGCAGCACCGGUGGAAGAACCGGCUUCCGUCCCCAUCGAGCUGGAAAAAAACUUCUGCAGUUUUCCCCGGCAAUACUUCACCCUCCGGAAAAUCACCCGGCGUCUCAUCGGCGAGGUGACGCUGGAUCCCGACACGGCGCAUCCCAACCUGGUUUUAUCGGAAGAUCGAAAAAGCGUUCGUUUCGUGGAAGUUCGACCCCGGGAUUUACCCGAUACCCCGCGACGUUUCACCAUCUACCCCUGCGUUUUGGCGGCGCAGGGUUUUACCUCCGGUCGUCAUUACUGGGAGGUGGAAGUCGGCGAUAAAACCCACUGGGCUCUCGGUGUUUGUAAGGAUUCGGUGAGUCGGAAAGGGGAAUUAACGCCGUUACCGGAGACGGGAUAUUGGCGGGUACGGCUCUGGAACGGCGAUAAGUACGCGGCCACCACCACCCCCUUCACGCCGCUGACGGUGCGGGUGAAACCCAAACGGGUGGGGGUCUUCGUGGACUACGAAGCCGGUAAAGUGGCUUUUUAUAACGUUACCGAUCGCUCCCACAUUUACACCUUCACCGAUACUUUCACCGAAAAAAUUUGGCCGCUCUUUUAUCCCGGGAUCCGUGCCGGCAGGAAAAACGCGGCGCCUCUCGUUAUCCGUUCGCCUACGGAUUGGGAGUGA
Molecule: messenger RNA, 1347 nt
Organism: Phaethon lepturus (White-tailed tropicbird)
Lineage: Eukaryota; Metazoa; Chordata; Aves; Phaethontiformes; Phaethontidae
Product: E3 ubiquitin-protein ligase TRIM39-like
Exons: 7
Coding region: 1-1347 (448 amino acids)
Molecular function (GO): protein binding; zinc ion binding
Source: RefSeq, a predicted model, not a curated record